CAUAAAUAAUGUACAAACAACUAUAGUUUAAACGAGUUGAGGAAUCUCUUACAAAUUAAUAUUUGAUAUUGAAUAACUCCACUCUCCAUUCUUUUUAUAUAUAACCUCUCCUAUUUUCAGCACCCUCACUCUCAAACAUUUUCUCAUCUUCUACAACUCAAAUACAUCUCUUCUUCUUCGAUCUUCCUCUAAUUUUCUCAAUCCUUCCAGAGAAAAACCAAGAUGAGUUCUUCAAUGGUUAAAGUUCUCUUCCUUUUGGGUCUCUUGGCCACCUCAUGCAUGGCUCAAGCACCAGCACCCACACCAACACCAGCCACACCCGCACCAACACCAACACCAGUGAGCCCACCAGCACCAACACCAACACCAGUGAGCCCACCAGCACCAACACCAACACCAACACCAGUGAGCCCACCAUCACCAACUCCCUCACCAACUCCAGCACCAGCACCAGCACCGGCUACUCCUUCUCCGAGCCCAGCUCCAGUCACCGCUCCAACUCCAUCACCAACCACCUCACCUGCUCCAACACCUAACGCCGUCUCUUCUCCUCCUGCUCCAACUCCCUCAGGCACUACCUCACCGUCUGGUGGGCCAAACCCCGCUGACGUACCCAGUGGUAGCUUUGUCGACGGAUGGGUCAACAGAGCCGCCAUCUUUGGAACUGCUCUAGCUGGAAAUUUCUUCGCCGUUAUUAUGGCGUAGAAGAACCAAUGGGAUUUCUCUCAUCGGGUCGUUGUCGGCUUCCAGAUCGUGAGAUCUGUUAUUCUUCUUUGUUUGUUGAGUAGUGUUUUAUUAUUUAUUUGUUUUUGUUUUAUUUUAUUUUAUUUUUUGUAUUUUCUUUAAUUCAUUUUGUUGUGAUGAUGAUGAUGAUGAUGAUGAUGAUGAUGAUGAUUAAUUCUGUAUUAUUAUUAUUGGGUUUGACCUGGGGGUAAUUAUUUUUGAUGGGGUUGAGCUACACGUGUAAAACAUCUGAUGGGGAAUGAAUUGUUGUAGAGAUGGGGCUGGUGUACAUCUAAUAAUAGUGGAAUAAAACAGUUUUAUUCUUUUAUUUGA
Molecule: messenger RNA, 1056 nt
Organism: Pistacia vera
Lineage: Eukaryota; Viridiplantae; Streptophyta; Magnoliopsida; Sapindales; Anacardiaceae
Product: classical arabinogalactan protein 2-like
Exons: 1
Coding region: 223-705 (160 amino acids)
Source: RefSeq, a predicted model, not a curated record